Messenger RNA from Podospora anserina S mat+, 1194 nucleotides. RefSeq lists its product as uncharacterized. The transcript has 4 exons. Bases 1 to 1194 code for a protein of 397 amino acids. NCBI's taxonomy places the organism in Eukaryota, Fungi, Ascomycota, Sordariomycetes, Sordariales, Podosporaceae. Gene Ontology annotation, molecular function: serine-type endopeptidase activity. Gene Ontology annotation, biological process: proteolysis. The record is from RefSeq and is a predicted model, not a curated record.
AUGUUGUUCUCUACCGCCCUGCUGGCACUCCUCCCGGCAGUCCUCGCGGCCCCUGCUCCAUUGAUCCAACCCCACGACCCGUCCGCUAAGCUCAUCCCAGGUAAAUACAUUGUCAAGUUCAAAGAUGAUUCCUCCGACGUCCUGAUCAGCAAGGCCCUUGGUGGUCGAAAGCCUGAUUACCUUUACAAAUCCAAAGGGUUCAAGGGGUUCGCGGGGGCUCUUGAUGCUGCCUCACUAGACAAGAUCAGGGGCCUCCCAGAGCUAGUCUCGAAGCGGUAUCUCAUCACGCAAGCCAACGCCCCCUGGAACCUGGCGAGGAUCUCGAGUCAUACGCUUGGGUCGACGGUGUACAGGUAUGACAACAGCAGCGGGUUUGGGACUUGUUCGUACGUGAUUGAUACGGGGGUUCAGGUUACGCAUCCGUUGAAGCAAUUCGCCGGCAACGCCGCCUGGGGCACCAACACUGCCGGUGACGGGAUCAACACCGACUCCAACGGGCAUGGCACCGCGCUUGCUGGCGUCAUUGGUGCGCAGAUUUAUGGUGUGGCGAAGAAGUCAAAGAUUGUUGCUGUCAAGGUGUUGGGUGCUUCUGGUUCGGGGACCACGUACGUUCCCCCCUUCUUCCCACCCCCCCCUCUUCUCCUAUCGUGUCUAACCUUGUGUAGAUCAGGUGUAAUCGCCGGAAUGAACUGGGUCAUCCAAGACAAGGCCACUCGUGGCUGUCCAAAGGGUGUUUCGGCCAAUAUUGCGCUUGGGGGGUCCUUCUCCGCAGCUAUGAACAACGCUGUUGCUGCCAUGGUGUCCAACAAUGUGUUUGUGGCUGUUGCUGCUGGGGGGAGUAACACUAAUGCUGGAAACACAUCCCCGGCGAGCGCGCCGCAGGCUUGUACCGCUGCUGCGAGCACGGCGAGUGAUGCGAGGGCUAGUAGUUCGAAUUAUGGGGCUGUGAUUGAUAUUUUUGCGCCGGGGGAGAGGAUUUUGACGGCUUGGAUUAAUGGGGGGACGGUGAGUAAUUUCCCUACUCUGGGGGGUUUGGGGUCGUAUUUGUUUGGGCUGCCGAAUGCGAGUCAGACAGGGGCAAAUAUGUGUGCUUAUAUUCAGAGCAUUGCUACGGUGGGUGUGUUGACGGGGGUGCCGGCGGGGACGGUGAAUUUGUUGGCUUAUAAUGGGUGGGAUUUGUUUACUUUCCCCUGA